Molecule: messenger RNA, 1674 nt
Organism: Ustilago hordei
Lineage: Eukaryota; Fungi; Basidiomycota; Ustilaginomycetes; Ustilaginales; Ustilaginaceae
Exons: 2
Coding region: 1-1674 (557 amino acids)
Biological process (GO): regulation of transcription by RNA polymerase II
Cellular component (GO): nucleus
Molecular function (GO): RNA polymerase II cis-regulatory region sequence-specific DNA binding; DNA-binding transcription factor activity, RNA polymerase II-specific
Source: RefSeq, a predicted model, not a curated record
AUGCCUCGCAAGAAGAUCGUCCCCAUCGACCAGAGUGCGCCUGCUGCUACGCCAUCCACACGUCGCCUCGGCUCAUCCGCAGCACCUGAACGACCGCCUUCACCAGCAUCUUCCCUCGGCCCGCUUUCAUCGCCACACAAACCGCCACCCGGCCAGCGCUCAAAACAGCCCAACAGCAACGCUGCCUCCGCUAUGCCUGCACGCCUACCAUCCCCAACCCUCUCCGAGAUCUCAACAUCAGCAUCCGAAGGCGGUCAAGAUGGCGCACCCUCUACAAAUCAGCAACGCUUGCGAUCCGCCUCCCCCGAGGGAGACGAGCUUGCUGACGAGUCUGUUAGAGAACCUCUCGCCAACAACGACGCCCAAGUAACAUGUCAGUGGAACGACUGCGGAGAGACAUUCAACAGUCUACAGCCCUUUAUCGACCAUUUGCAUCACCAGCAUAUCGGUAUUCAUAAGAGCAAGUACAUGUGCGAAUGGACUGGAUGCAUUCGAAAAGGAAAGCCGCAGACUUCGAGGUUUGCGCUACUAAGUCAUUUGAGAAGUCAUACUGGUGAAAAGCCUUUUACUUGUCCUCGACCAGAAUGCGAUAAGAGCUUCACUAGAUCCGAUGCGCUCAGCAAACACAUGCGAGUUCAACACAACAUCAUCACCGCUGGCUCACGCAAAGCAGCCGCCUCUUCCGCCGCAGCACAAGAAGAAACCCCGGAAAACACCUCCAUCCUCACAGGCGAAGGGGCUGAUUCUGCUUCUCCUGCCAAACCAGCUGGUGUUGGCGCAGCAACUGGCGAUUCUCUCGGCGAUGAACUACUCGAGCUUGCUGAAGGAGAAGAAGGCUUCCCUCUCACCAAAGGUGCAUCUGGCGAAUCUAACCUUAACACAAUGACGGCCGAAGAACUCGGCAUUCAAGACCGCUUACACCCGGAUAAGGAUACAGAACAAGCGAGACGUACCGAAGCUGUACUAGGACGCGCAUUACGAACCUGGGCGAAAGAUAUGCGUGAACGCCAACGCAACAGGAAGCUCCGCGAACCUCCUAUCCGACCUCCUAACGGCCUUGCGGUGGAUGCGGAUGAUUCGCUCAACGGCACAGCAUCCACUAGUACUGCUGGAGUCAAAAGAGCUAGACCGACCGACUACGAUAGUGACUCGGGAGAUUCAAUGCCUGACCUAUCCGAAUUGAGACGAUCGAGACGUAGCCUCCGCGCCUCUUCUUCCACUGCCGCCGUUAACGGUAGCUCUCGACGUCGAUCUUCUCGUUUCGCCAGUGACGAUGCUCCGCAAGACUCCACGUCAGUCGCCACCCCAGGGGGCAAUUCGAUGGAAGCAGCACAGAACGCAAUCCGUACAGCUCGGAACCGAUAUCUGGUGGAAAAAGCCAAACUUGAAUUCAUCCGCUCCGAAAACUCUCGACUCUGGCAACAUCUACAGACUCUCGACGCGGAACAGAAAAGAGUUGCAAAAGAAUGUACAUCGGCGUUGGAACAAGCUUUGCUUUUCGAAUUGGGUCCCGAUGUAGAUGCAAUUUUUAGCCCACCUACUUCACCAACUCUGCCAUCAAGCGGAGUGGGGGAAAAAGAGGCCUUGAGACAGGAGGUCGAGGAAGAGCAAAUCGCUGCCAGAGGCACAUUCAUUGAUGAUGAGCUUAACAUCAAGGCUGUUGCUGCGACUUAG